GAGAAUCCUCCAUUCAGUACUCUAUUGACAACCUGAUUCGAGUAUGGCGACGAUGCUUGCUCGCAGUGGCCACUGUUAUAUAACGCUUUUGCAUCGUGCUGCUGUUACCGCUGGCCAAUAUUGGCUAGGCACUUAUCACUUCUUCCGUAUCCAGUCACCAACACUCGCUGCAUUCUCAAACUUACGAUGCCAACAGGUCCCGGAAGCUUUCUUACGAGCAGGUCCUGGUCGUGAUCAUGCAUCAAUACCCGUGAAAGACUACAAACAAGCCAAUGCUCUAACGAUAGGCCACACAGAACUGGAAUCUCCGGAUCAGUCAGAAUCAUUUGAGGAAAACUCUGCCACAUCAACAACCAUAAACGAGCUCGCAUCAUCGUUCACGUCAUUGUCAUCAAAAGAACCGUUUCAAUAUAAAGAAAUUACUCUGCUUGAAACGGAUUUCCGGGAGCGAUUCAUCAAGGGCGGCGGCAACGGCGGUCAAAAGAUCAACAAAACAAAUUCUAAUGUUGAGCUGAAACACUUUGAGACAGGAAUUGUGGUUCAAUGUCAAGCAACGAGAUCGCUACCUCAGAAUCGCAAAUUGGCAAGGAAAAUCCUUUUCGAACGAUUGGAUGAGUAUUAUAACGGCGAUAUGUCAAAGCGAGGGCAAAAAGCGCAAAAAAUUCGUCGGAAGAAAUUGCGGAUGGCUCGCAAGUCAGCGAAAAAGUACCAUGGACGUCCAGACGAUGAAGGCAAUGAUGGCAAUGAUGGCGACGAUAACGACGAUAGCAAUGAUGACUAUUAUGGUAAUGAUAUCGUUAAGAAUAAUAAUGAUAGUGUGAACGAUGGUAACGGCCAGAAGAGAAAUGAACUGGAUAAGGAAUUUGCGACAAGCAACGUCAUCUCAGCAGCCAAAGCAAAUCCGCAUGGUAUUCCGGAUAGUGCAAUUCGCUUGUCAAUAUUAGAAGAAGUUUUAUCAAGCACCAACAAGAGGCCUUCGCGUAGGAAAUCAAAGCGCAAGGAUUAAACCAUUAAAUCUAUUGAACUAAGCAAACUAUUUACUAAUAUUACAUUAAAG
Lobosporangium transversale is the source of this 1057-nucleotide messenger RNA. RefSeq names its product RF-1 domain-domain-containing protein. Gene Ontology annotation, biological process: translational termination. The record is from RefSeq and is a predicted model, not a curated record. Bases 44 to 1006 code for a protein of 320 amino acids. The transcript has a single exon. Gene Ontology annotation, molecular function: translation release factor activity. Gene Ontology annotation, cellular component: mitochondrion. NCBI's taxonomy places the organism in Eukaryota, Fungi, Mortierellomycota, Mortierellomycetes, Mortierellales, Mortierellaceae.